Molecule: messenger RNA, 552 nt
Organism: Debaryomyces hansenii CBS767
Lineage: Eukaryota; Fungi; Ascomycota; Pichiomycetes; Serinales; Debaryomycetaceae
Gene: ECM1
Product: Ecm1p
Exons: 2
Coding region: 1-552 (183 amino acids)
Biological process (GO): ribosomal large subunit export from nucleus
Cellular component (GO): preribosome, large subunit precursor; nucleolus
Source: RefSeq, a predicted model, not a curated record
AUGGCAAAGAAAAUUUCGAAGCAUAGCAGAGCAGCAAGAAGAGGUCUUGUUGAAGACUUGGGUGAGGCCAAAGACUUAGCUUCACUUCCCAAGCCCGAGUCUGAUGAUGUCAGAAAGUCAAUCAUCAGAACCACAAUUAAGAAUGAAGAUUUGCUUAAUAAGAAAAUGGAGAACCAAAGAAUAAAAAAGAUGAAUAGAAAGAAAACGAGUAGUUUAAAACAUAGGCUUGAAAGAUCGAACAAGGUCGACGGGGUAUUAAGUACAAAAAUUGAACAAAGUAUUGCCAGAGCCAAGUACGUUCAAAAUUCUAGAAAAUCUGCAUGGGAUCAAAUUAACAAGGGUAUUUCUACCACCAAUGAUCUAGUGGAUAAUAACGAACCCUUAGAGAAAUCAGAAGAGCAGGCCGAAAAGGAAGAAGAAGAUGCUUACGUUAAGCAGUUUUUUGAAGACGACUCUGGUAAGCAAAAUGACGAUACUAGCAACAGUACUUCAGGUAAGCCUGAUAAUAAAAAUAUGAACAGAUUCGCUCUCUUGGAAGAAUCUGAAGCCUGA